Asterias rubens (European starfish) is the source of this 1171-nucleotide messenger RNA. Its product is annotated as actin, cytoplasmic-like. The transcript has 4 exons. The coding region runs from base 32 to 1171 and encodes 379 amino acids. Lineage: Eukaryota; Metazoa; Echinodermata; Asteroidea; Forcipulatida; Asteriidae. The record is from RefSeq and is a predicted model, not a curated record.
GAAAGGCGAAACCCACACCACCUACAUCAUCAUGUCAAUGUUCGGCAAUGAUGAAAUAUCGGCUAUUGUAAUCGACAACGGUUCUGGUAUGACCAAGGCGGGAUUCGCCGGAGAUGACGCACCUCGCGCCGUAUUCCCAGCCGUGGUGGGACGGCCUCGUCAUGAGGUAAUGAUGGCUGGAAUGGGAAAGAAAGACAGCUACAUCGGAGACGAAGCCCAGGGCAGACGAGGGAUCCUGACUCUCAAGUAUCCCAUUGAACAUGGUAUCGUCACCAACUGGGACGAUAUGGAAAAGAUCUGGCACCACACCUUCUACAAUGAGUUGCGUGUGGCUCCAGAGGAGAAACCUGUCUUGCUGACUGAGGCACCUCUGAACCCAAAAGCCAACAGAGAAAAGAUGACACAGAUAAUGUUCGAGACCUUCAACGUUCCGGCGAUGUACGUGAGCAUCCAGGCCGUCCUGUCCCUCUACUCGUCCGGCCGGACCACUGGAAUCGUCUUUGAUUCUGGUGACGGUGUUUCACACGUUGUGCCGAUCUACGAGGGUUACUCGCUACCUCAUGCAAUCCAGAGAAUCGACUUGGCCGGUCGAGACCUCACUGACUACCUCAUGAAGAUUCUGACGGAGCGAGGGUACUCCUUCUCCACCACAGCUGAGCGGGAGAUUGUCCGUGACAUCAAGCAGAAGCUUUGCUACUCAGCUCUCGACUUCGACCAGGAGAUGAUCAGUUCACAGAAUAGCUCAAGCCUGGAGAAAAGCUACGAGCUACCUGAUGGUCAAGUUAUCACCAUCGGCAGUGAGAGGUUCCGAUGCCCAGAGGUGCUGUUCCAACCUUCCUUUAUUGGCAUGGAGUCAACGGGUGUCCACGAGGCAGUCUUCAACAGCAUCCAGAAAUGUGACAUGGACAUCCGCAGGGACUUGUUCAGUAACUUGGUAAUGUCUGGGGGAUCCACCAUGUUCCCAGGCAUGGCUGACCGGAUGAAUAAGGAGGUGACCUCCCUUGCUCCUGCCUCUGUGAAGGUGAAGACCAUAGCACCUCCUGAGAGGAAGUACUCGGUGUGGAUGGGUGGAUCCAUCUUGGCUUCUCUGUCGACGUUCACUCAGAUGUGGAUCAACAAACAGGAAUAUGACGAGUGUGGUCCCUCAAUCGUCCACCGAAAGUGUUUCUAA